This is a messenger RNA of Aspergillus terreus NIH2624, 1554 nucleotides long. Its product is annotated as putative MFS sugar transporter. The coding region runs from base 1 to 1554 and encodes 517 amino acids. The transcript has 5 exons. Gene Ontology annotation, molecular function: carbohydrate:proton symporter activity. Gene Ontology annotation, cellular component: membrane. NCBI's taxonomy places the organism in Eukaryota, Fungi, Ascomycota, Eurotiomycetes, Eurotiales, Aspergillaceae. Gene Ontology annotation, biological process: carbohydrate transport; transmembrane transport. The record is from RefSeq and is a predicted model, not a curated record.
AUGGGAUUCGACUUGAAAUCGAAGAGGCUGUACAACUGGUCCGUAUAUCCCUGGUCGUACAUCUCGCUUGUUGCAGCAGCAUGUAUGGUCCUUUAUGGAUACGAUGCGUCGGUCUACAACUCGGUACAAGGCUCCGAUAACUGGGUUGCCCACUUCAACGACCCGGGUCCGAAUAUGAUCGGUGCAGUCAACACGGCCUACACCGUAGGCGCCAUUUUCGGGGGCUUCUUCCUCGGUGGUCCUAUUGCGGACUAUGCUGGCCGCAAGAUGGGUAUGGCCACGGGUUGCGUACUGGUUAUCGCCGCCACCUUCAUGCAGACCUGGUCCCCGUGGCACAAUAUUGCAUGCUUCCUUGCUGGUCGGUGUAUCAUCGGUGUCGGUCAAGGCAUUGCUUUGACCUCCGGUCCGGUUUAUAUCGGCGAGUUGGCCCCGCCAGAGAUCCGUGGCAAGAUCAUGACUUUCUGGCAGAUGUUUUACUCUGUUGGGUCUUUUAUCUGCUUCUGGGUGAAUUACGGAUGCACGCAGCAUAAGGAACGCCUCGGCGAAUGGGACUGGAAAAUGGUUGUCAUCUUCCAGCUUCUCGUCCCUACCCUAAUUCUGAUUCUCAUGCCCACCAUCCCGGGCUCGCCGCGUUGGUAUAUCAAACGUAAUAACGACAUUGAGAAAGCCCGUGCCACUCUUCGAAGAGUCCGAUCCUCUGAAGAAGAGGUCGAGGAGGAAUUGCUGCGCAUCCGGGAGGCUCUCGAAUACGAAAAAGAGGCCAUCUCCGGCACUUAUAGUGCUCUUUGGAAGGACAAGUCUCUGCGAAAGCGCAUGUUGCUUGCUGUUAUCGUCAAUGCAGGACAACAGAUCACCGGACAAGGAUCCCUCAACACAUAUUCCACCAAGAUCUAUCAGAAAGUCUUCCCCAGCGCUGGUCAGAUUGCUUUGAUCAAUGCCCUCAACGCUACUUUUGGCAUUAUCUUUACGCUCAAUGCCGUCUGGAUCAUCGACCGUUUUGGCCGGAAGUUCCUCCUGAUUAUCGGUGGUAUUGGCAUGGGAAUUUGCAUGAUCAUUGUCUCUGCAGUCGAGACGGAAACACCAUCGCCCAAUGGGGUUAAAACUCAGCCGGUGGGCAUAUCGAUCGUGUUUUUACUCUUCCUCUUCAUCUUCUUCUACAAGCCUUCGUGGGGAGCUACCGUGUGGAUCUGGACAUCAGAGAUCUUCUCGAUGAACGUUCGCGCACAAGCUGUGGGAAUGGCGUCACAGACUCAGAACGUCGCGAAUACCAUCUUCCAGCAAUUCUUCCCUAUCUUCCUCAAGAACUGUGGGUUCUACGCCUUCUAUAUGUUUGCUGGUGUCAACUUCCUCCUGGCUGUUUUCGUGUACUUCUUCAUCCCCGAGACGAAGCAGGUGCCUUUGGAAGAGAUCGAUGCCCUUUUUGGCGGCGCGAACCAUGUCACGCACGGCGAAGAUCUCAUCGCUGCCGAGAAGGGGAUGCGAGUUAUGCAGGAGGAUGCGGCUCAUGAGAAGUCCGAGGCCACUGCGAUUGAGAACAUCUCGCGGAACAGAUGA